Podarcis raffonei (Aeolian wall lizard) is the source of this 2121-nucleotide messenger RNA. It is a transcript of the gene SMCO3, whose product is annotated as single-pass membrane protein with coiled-coil domains 3. The record is from RefSeq and is a predicted model, not a curated record. The coding region runs from base 124 to 834 and encodes 236 amino acids. The transcript is spliced from 2 exons. Lineage: Eukaryota; Metazoa; Chordata; Lepidosauria; Squamata; Lacertidae.
GUGACCAAGUGCAAAAUCUGCCCAGCGGGUGGUGCUGUGUGGUUGCGUUGCAACAAGGAUCCAUGAAGAAGAACUGAAGAACACAGGACACUUGGGAUUAAUGUAUCAACUCAUCUUUGCAGAAUGAGCCUCAGUGACCUUCUCUACCCAAACAAUCCACAAAGACGCCAGGAUGUGAUUGCUUUGCACCAGGAACUGCUUGACUGCAUGCAGUUGAAUUUUAAGGCUACCGAUGAACUAAUUGGAGCACUGAAUAAACAUCUGGGAGCCAAGAUUGCGCACGUUAAAAUGAAAGAGGGCGGCACCAUCAAAGAGAACUGUGACAUCAUCAUCCGAGCCAUGACUGAUAUUCAGCAAGAGGUAUGGAAGUUUGAUAAAGAAAUAAAGGAAAAGCUAGAGCCACUGAUGUACCGAAAGCUUUAUGAUAUCAAGGAGCCUGAGUUGGAAAAAAUUGCAAUAGCUCACAGGAUUGUAUCUGUUAUUCUUGGAGAGGCUACUGCAUCUGCAGGUAUAGUAGCUGUAAAAUUGGUGUGUUCGAAUAUUGUAACUGUUACUGUUAACAAACUAGUUGCUCUACUUGCUCAGAUUGGGUUAUCUGUUCUGGGAGGUAUUGCCAUUAGUGCUCUGGGGCUGGGUAUCGACAUAAUUCUUCAUGCUAUAUUGGGAGCAGUGGAAAGAGAUCACCUUGUAGCAUGCAUUGAGAGCUAUGAGCAGCAUCUGGCAGAAUUUAAGGAAGCCUCGCAGAUUUAUCAUUGUUCCAUUACAGAAGUCAGUGCAAUGGUGAAAGACAAAGCUAAAUUAGGAAUUUCUGGGGAUGUUCUUACACACUGGUGAAUACACGAAACGUAUUCUAAUAUGACUGAUAAGAACUUUCCUUUUUAAUACGGCUUGUUCGUUUUUGCAAUUAGCAAUAUAGAAAUAAAGAGUUUGGUGGUGAAUAACCCGUUAAAGACAAAAGACCCUUGUAGAUAAGCAGUAACUGAAAGGUGUAGAUUUCUGCAGGUAUGUGACAUGAGCGAAUGCUCUAACGGCACAAACUUAACCAUGUUUACUCAGAAGUUAAGUCCCAUUGAACUCAGUGGGGAUUCCUUCUGGAUAAGUGGGGUUGGGAUUGUAGCCUUUGAUUGCAAUCCUAAUGUCUCCUCCCUUUCAGUGGGGAUUUGUAGAAAAAGCAUACACAAAUCCACUGUACAACAAUUGCAUACUAGAAAUCAAGAUGUAAUUAUGCAGUUUAUCCUUUUCCAUGUGAAUCAAGCUUGGUAAUGUGGAAAAUAUUGAAAACAUGCUUUGCGUUAUUGAGUUUUGCAUAUUAUGAAAUACAAUUUGAAAUAGCACAAUAUAUAACUGAAUAUGUGUUUUCUCAAAUAAAUGCAUUUGCUUGUGUUUUUUUCUCUAUUCUAUCUGUGCAUGUUACAUCUCAAAUCAGCAUAGGGCCAAUAAGAAAAUAUUUUAUGAGUUGUAGGCGGGGUCAGUGUAGAUGGUACCCUGUGCCCCAACCUGUGGUCCUGUGUGGGUGGGUAGGUGGCGUGGGAUAGACUGUAUAAGAACAAGCUUGCCAAAUCAGUUCCAUUAUUAAAGCCAUGGCUUUGUAAUCUCUUGGUAUUUUUCCUGCCUUAUAACUUCCUUUCCUUUCUUUGUCUUACUUUCUUAUUAUUAACUGAGCUUUGGUGGGAACAUUUUGGUAAAAGCAAAUUUGACUAUAUUAGUAUGCACAUCUGCCUCGUACACUUCUGGACUGGUGAACCACCGUGAAACAAAACAUCCUAGGAGGAAUACAAUUAAAAUAGAUAUUAAGAAGUCCCAACCAAACCUGCCAUUCAGCUUAUUAUGAAGAAAAAGUCCGAUGGAGAAGGACUAGGCAAGGGCACUUCAUCUUGGUGUAGGACUAUCAGUUGCUGUAAAAUGGUGACAUCACAGAGGCUGUGAGGUGGGUAGUCUUGCAUGAUACAAAGAAUGUGACAAUGACAUCAUAGGCUCAAGCAGAGGAGCCAGAAAACAUGAAACACAUUACAUUAAAAUGAUGCAGACUAAAUAGAAAAUUCUUUUUCUAGGCUGUACAUGCCCAGCUCCCAUAGCUUAGAUUUUAUCAUCAUGCUUGUUAAAUUCAGUUUCAAGGUACAA